Messenger RNA from Suillus subalutaceus, 810 nucleotides. RefSeq lists its product as uncharacterized. The transcript has a single exon. NCBI's taxonomy places the organism in Eukaryota, Fungi, Basidiomycota, Agaricomycetes, Boletales, Suillaceae. The record is from RefSeq and is a predicted model, not a curated record. Bases 1 to 810 code for a protein of 269 amino acids.
AUGUCUUCCUCAGAGGCCAUUGUUUUCAAAGAUUCUGAUACUGUCCUUAUGAAGUCCAUGGACUCUGCAUUUGAAAUACCUAGACCCAUCCUUAACCUUGCUAAGGCUCAUAUUCAGGUCCCACUCACCCUUCUUACCAGAGCAUCGCUUUGGAAGAUCCAUGCAGAUCCUUCCAUCAUCAAGAUGAUGAAAGGACUCGUUUUGGACAACCUGGAGUUGAGCGUUAUGGAUGUGUCUGCUGGUUUCCUGGCUGAGACAACCUUGACAGGGGACAAGUUCUAUGAGGCUUACAGGAACUUCCUGAAAAUCCUAAAACUUAUAGCAGAUGACGCGACUGUCAAAUGUUUCAAGGACCACCGUGAUUUUUGUUUGUUGCAUGACAAGUUCACUGACGACUUCACUUCUGUGUUAAACUUCGAUAUCAAAACCAGAAGGAAGUUCUUCAACAACCAGACCUUCCACCAUCCAGAUGCAUACUUACAGCGCUGGAACAAGGUCAAAAUCAACACAUCUUUGCACCCCAGUGGAGCACUGUCACAAGUUCCAAAUACAAAUCAUUAUUCAUUCUUGAACACUCGUAAGACAUCCAAUAAGUACUCAGAACUAGCGCCUGUAGAAGUGCCCACUUCAGCAUCUGUACCAAUAUCCUUUACAAACCGUAACCCGAAUCCCUUCAUUCCAUUAGUGCCCAUUACCACUAUCUCUGAAAUUCCUGAGUAUGAUUUCCUGUCACAAGCUAUCAAGUCAUGUGACAUCACUAGAACCUUCCAGAACCUUUCUGCAGCAGCCACAUGUUUUAUGACAUCAUAG